Messenger RNA from Prunus armeniaca (apricot), 1350 nucleotides. The record is from the annotation of a GenBank genome assembly. Lineage: Eukaryota; Viridiplantae; Streptophyta; Magnoliopsida; Rosales; Rosaceae.
AUGGCAAGUUGGGUUCUCUCAGAAUGUGGCCUAAAACCUCUCCCUAGAGUCUACCCUCAAGCCAGGAACGGCCUAACAUCAAAGACCGCCAUUUUUGCCAAUGCUAGGCCAUUACGAGUCUGCAAAAGCAAGAAUCUUGGCUCUUCUUUGAGGGCCUCGAAUGGGAUUCGAGGGACAAAUUGGGCACUGAAUGUGAGUGCUCCAUUGAGGGUUCCAUCUGUGGAUGGAGGAGAUAAAGGAAGAGUGAGUGUCAAUGGGGUUGAAGAUGGUAGUGAUUUCGACCCUGGUGCUCCACCUCCUUUUAAUUUGGCUGAUAUUAGAGCAGCCAUUCCAAAGCAUUUGUGGGUUAAAGACCCAUGGAGAUCCAUGAGCUACGUUGUGAGAGAUGUUGCUGUGGUUCUUGGGUUGGCGGCUGUUGCAGCCUACUUUAACAAUUGGGUUGUUUGGCCUCUUUACUGGUUUGCUCAGGGGACCAUGUUCUGGGCUCUCUUUGUUCUUGGCCAUGACUGUGGUCAUGGAAGUUUUUCUAAUGACCCAAAGUUAAAUAGCGUGGUGGGUCAUUUACUUCAUUCUUCAAUUCUUGUCCCAUACCAUGGAUGGAGAAUAAGUCACAGAACUCAUCAUCAGAACCAUGGACAUGUCGAAAAUGAUGAGUCUUGGCAUCCGUUAUCUGAGAAAGUUUACAAGACUUUGGAUAAGGCCACUCAGAUAUUGAGGUUCACCUUGCCAUUCCCUAUGCUUGCUUACCCUUUCUAUCUGUGGAGUCGAAGUCCUGGAAAGAGUGGCUCUCAUUUUGAUCCAAAAAGCGACUUGUUUGUCCCAAAUGAAAGGAAAGAUAUCAUUACCUCCACUGCCUGUUGGACAGCAAUGGCUGCGCUGCUAGUCGGUCUGUCUUUCGUAAUGGGUCCAGUCCAAAUGCUUAAGCUCUAUGGCGUUCCAUACUGGUUGUUCGUCAUGUGGUUGGACUUGGUCACUUACUUGCAUCACCAUGGCCAUGAGGACAAACUCCCAUGGUAUCGUGGAAAGGAAUGGAGUUAUCUAAGAGGAGGAUUGACAACCCUCGAUCGAGACUACGGAUUGAUCAACAACAUCCAUCAUGACAUUGGAACCCAUGUCAUACAUCACCUGUUCCCUCAAAUCCCACACUAUAACUUAGUAGAAGCAACGGAGGCAGCUAAGCCUGUGCUUGGGAAGUACUACAGAGAGCCAAAGAAAUCUGGGCCUCUCCCACUUCACUUAUUGGGAGUUCUUAUAAGAAGCAUGAAACGUGAUCAUUACGUCAGUGAUACUGGGGAUGUUGUAUAUUAUCAAACUGAUAAGAAACUUGCUGGGUCUGUGACAUCAGAAUGA